Messenger RNA from Thrips palmi, 2334 nucleotides. RefSeq names its product peroxidase-like. Gene Ontology annotation, biological process: response to oxidative stress. The record is from RefSeq and is a predicted model, not a curated record. Gene Ontology annotation, molecular function: peroxidase activity; heme binding. NCBI's taxonomy places the organism in Eukaryota, Metazoa, Arthropoda, Insecta, Thysanoptera, Thripidae. The coding region runs from base 5 to 2269 and encodes 754 amino acids. The transcript is spliced from 12 exons.
ACAGAUGGCCCUUGGGCGGUGCUGCGCGCCGCAGUGUACGCAGUCCUGCGGCUGGACGGCCGGGAAAGCGCUGGCUCCACACCAGAAGUGCUUAAGAAUGCGCAUCAGUGUCGUCCUCGUGGUGCUGGUGUCGACUGCCGCGGCGGCGGCGCGUCCCCCGGCCGUCCCAAACCCGGAAGACUGCGCUCUCGAGCUGCCGAAGGAGGCCAACGACGUCAUCCGGGGCGGCCCGCGAUGCAUCCCCUUCGGCGCCGUCAACGACGCGUUCCACGAGGCGCGCGCGCGGACGGGGCCCCACCGGCCGCUGUCCGCGUCCGGGAGCGUCCCCGGCCCCGCGCCCGACCACUACGUCGGCCAGCUCGGGGCCGCCGUCGAGGAGACGGCCCGGAUCCUCAAGGAGCGGUUCGCGCUGUCGCGCGCUGACGUGGUGCUCGGGCUGGCCGACGUGGACACCCGCUGGACGGACAUCGGCCGCUACUGCCCGUCGUCGCUGGCGUCGCGGCGGCCGCGGGGCUGCGAGGAGACGCGCUUCCGGCGCCACGACGGCGUCUGCAACAACCUGCAGCACCCCACCUGGGGCAUGGCCGGCGCCGCCUUCAGGCGUCUGCUGCCGCCCGACUACGCCGACGGCGUCGGCGCGCCCAGAGUGGCGCUGUCCGGACGGCAGCUCCCCAACCCCCGCAUCGUGUCCACGUCGCUGCACCGCGAGGUCGACAAGGCGGCCGGCCACACCGACGACGAGCACCACCUGCACCCGCGGGUCACCUUCAUGUUCGUCACCUGGGGGCAGCUGCUGGACCACGACAUCACCCUCACCGCCGAGACCAAAGACCCGUGGACGCGCGGCGACCCGCCGUGCUGUCCACCCGAGGACGGUCACGGCCACGGCCACGGCCACGGCCACGACGGCGAGGCUCCGCUGCACCCCAACUGCCUGGGGCUGCUGCUGCCGCGCGGCGACCACAUGGGGCGCUGCAUGGAGCUGGCGCGGUCGCUGGCGGGGCUGCGCGCCGACUGCGCGCUGGGGCCGCGGACGCAGUUCAACCUGGUGACGUCGUUCGUGGACGCGGGCACCGUGUACGGCUCCAGCUUCAGGACCUCCGACGGGCUGCGCCAGCUGCGCGGCGGCCUGCUGCUCAAACUAGACCCAAAGCGGCUGCCUUGGCCGGGAGUUGAACCCGUGACCUCGUUUCCAGGGGACAACCGCGCUAACGAGCAGCUCGGGCUGGCGGCCCUGCACGUCCUGCUGGUGCGCGAACACAACCGCCUGGCGCGGGCCAUGGCGGCGGUCAACCCGCACUGGGACGACGAGCAGCUGUUCCAGGAAGUGCGGCACAUCGUGGCCGCCAUCAUGCAGCACGUGUCGUACAAGGAGUUCCUGCCGCUGCUGCUGGGCGCCAAGGCCGUGCGCGAGCAGGGGCUGGCGCUGCUGGGGGCGGGCUACAGCUCGGCCUACAACGCGACGCUGGACGCCACGGUGCCCGACGCCUUCGCGACGGCGGCCUUCCGCUUCGGCCACUCGCUGCUGCCGGCGCGCCUGGAGCGCCGCGACGCGCAGCACCGCCUGCUGGCCGACAUGCCGCUGUCCGACGCGCUGCAGAGGCCCUUCCAGCUGCGGCGCCCCGGCUGGCUGGACCAGCUGCUGCUGGGCAUGGCGGGGCAGCCCGCCAGCCGCAUGGACAACGAGGUCACCGCGCAGGUGGUGGACCAUCUGUUCAAGCGGCCCGCCCGGGCCUUCGGCAAGGACUUGGCCUCCAUCAACCUGGCCAGGGCCCGCGAGCACGGCGUGCCGUCCUUCAACCACUACCGCCAGCUGUGCGGGCUGCCCCCCGCCCGGACGUGGCGCGACAUGGCGGUCGCCGUCGGCAACCUCACGGCCACCAGGCUGGCCGAGCUCUACGAGCACCCGGACGACGUGGACCUCUGGACGGCGGGCAUCUCCGAGCGCACCCGAGCGUCGUCGGGGGCCAUCGUGGGGCCCACCUUCGCCUGCAUCAUCGGCAGGACGUUCCGGAACCUCAAGCUGGGCGACCGGUACUGGUACGAGAACGGGCGGCAGGCGGGCUCCUUCACGCCGAGGCAGCUGGCCGAGGUGCGGAGGACCAGCCUGGCCAGGCUCAUCUGCGACGCCGGGGUCCACGUCCACAGCGUGCAGGCCAGGCCCAUGGAGAGGAAGCACGCCCAGCGAAAUCCUUACAUUUUGUGCGCGGAUUGGAAGCAGCUGCCACAGAUGAGUCUCAAGCCAUGGAAGGAAAAAGUGGUAGACUGAUAUAAAAGCUAUGAGAAAAUCGAAUAAGGUUGCAUUUCAACUAGUCUUUGCAGUAAAACGGGUAU